AUGGCUCCGAGUCCAGAUCCCGAAUAUCAAAAACCCGAGCCGCAACUUGACUCGCCGCACGACUCAGAAUCGGACUCGGAAAUAAGCUCCAAGCCACAUUUGCCCGCUGGGUACAACCUGCCUUUGUGGCGCAAAUAUCUCAUUCUUUUUGUUGUCAGUUGGAUGACUCUGGCAGUCACAUUCUCGAGUACAUCACUACUUCCUGCCACUCCAGAGAUCGCUAGUGACUUUUCAACAACUACCGAGACUCUCAAUGUCAUUAAUGCGGGCGUUCUUAUUGCGAUGGGCUUUUCAUCAUUUAUUUGGGGCCCUAUCAUGGACUUGUUCGGACGUCGAAGUGCCUAUAAUGCCGCGAUCAUGGUCCUAUGUGCCUGCUCGGCGGGCACGGCAGUAGCGAUUAACCUGCACAUGUUCAUUGCGAUGCGACUACUCUGUGGAUUUACUGGAACUUUUUUCAUGGUCGCUGGCCAGACGAUAAUUGCGGACAUCUUCGAGCCAGUCGUACGAGGUACAGCCGUAGGCUUCAUGAUGGUCGGUUCAGUUAGUGGCCCUGCAAUCGGACCAUGUGUUGGCGGUGUCAUUGUCACAUUCGCCCAAUGGCGCAUCAUCUAUUGGCUCCAAUUCGGUAUGACAGCGCUUGGGCUGGCACUAUCUCUUCUAUUCGUUCCGAACAUCCAGAAGCAGCAGCAGUCUCUGCCUGCAAAGAAGCCGGUCAGCUUUUCAGGAGCCUUGCGGAUGUUUAACCCAUUACGCAUCUUUCUUCCGUUCAUUUACCCGAAUGUUUUCCUUUGCCAUUUUACAUGCGGUCUUCUAGCAACUUUCCAAUAUGGAAUUCUCACUUCUGCUCGUUCUAUCUUCAAUCCUCGCUUCCAUCUGACAACGCCCCUAGUGAGUGGGCUCUUCUACCUUUCUCCGGGAAUAGGAUUCCUUAUUGGAAGCGUCAUGGGUGGCAAGCUGUCAGAUCGUGCGGUGAAGAAGUGGAUUAAAAAGCGAAAUGGCGUGCGUCUUCCUCAGGAUCGGCUGAACAGCGGUCUGAUAACUCUAUUCGCCGUGCUUCCGGCUUCUACAUUGGUUUACGCCUGGACACUGCAGGAAGGAGUUGGAGGCAUGGCUGUGCCUAUCAUCAGUGCUUUCACGGCUGGAAUCGGAUUAUUGGGUACAUUCAAUGGGUUGAACACUUAUUCGGCUGAGGUCAUGCCGCACAUUCGAUCCGAGGUGAUCAGCGGUAAAUACCUAGUGCAGUAUGUUUUUGCUGCUGCCGCGACAGCGGCUGUCGAGCCAUUGAUUAAUUCCAUUGGUGUGGGUUGGACAUUUACCAUAUGUGUCGCAUUCGCGAUUAUUGGCGGGCUCUUUGUCUUCACUAUUACUAAAUGGGGCAUCGACAUGCAGCGAUGGGUGGAGGGGAAAUUUGGCCUUGACGCAAAACCGUCAUAA
Messenger RNA from Penicillium brasilianum, 1434 nucleotides. The record is from the annotation of a GenBank genome assembly. NCBI's taxonomy places the organism in Eukaryota, Fungi, Ascomycota, Eurotiomycetes, Eurotiales, Aspergillaceae.